This is a messenger RNA of Glycine soja, 1501 nucleotides long. Its product is annotated as probable inactive poly [ADP-ribose] polymerase SRO5. Gene Ontology annotation, molecular function: NAD+ poly-ADP-ribosyltransferase activity. Bases 152 to 1144 code for a protein of 330 amino acids. The transcript is spliced from 5 exons. The record is from RefSeq and is a predicted model, not a curated record. NCBI's taxonomy places the organism in Eukaryota, Viridiplantae, Streptophyta, Magnoliopsida, Fabales, Fabaceae.
AAAACAAGCAGCGCCAACCUUUCACUCUGUGCACCGCCCAUCGCAAACUUACAAUACCACACCACAUACAUAUAAAUAAUAUCUCUCGCUAUGGUUAGCUUCGUUCCCUUCCCAUUAUUUCAAUCAAACACUUAUCAUAUUACUAACAAAAAUGGAACUAACAUUCCCUCAUCAAGACGAAGAUGAUUCCGUUGUUUCUGAUUGCGAGAGCGGUGUUUCGGGCAGUGGAGUCGUGGUGGCACCACCACCACCACCACCACAACAACAACAACGUGGUUUUUUCGUUAGGCUUGGAGAAGGUGACGUGGUUCACGAUCUUAUCAAGACAAGGUUUAUUCGUGGCCUCGGCAUGCUCGGGCCUAAAACCGAGGUUGUCUCCGUUCGCCGAAACGCGUGCUCCGACGUCGUUUCACAGGCGCGCCUUCACUCGUUUCAUGCUCACGCCAGGGCGGUGGCGAGGCUCCGUGGCGGCGGGAAUCAUGCCAACGUGAAGUACGCCUGGUAUCGUACGAACGGCGAGGACGACGUGAACGACAUCGUUUCGCAAGGCUUCGGCUUCGCGCACGGCCCGAAACUCGUUCUCUCCCCUGACGACGCUCCUCUCCAAAGUGCGAGAGGGUGUGGGGUUGGGAAGGACGGUGUGAGGCACGCGUUACUGUGCCGCGUGAUUCUAGGGAGAUCAGAGAUUGUUCGUGAUAACACAGAACACUGCUAUCCGAGUUGUGAAGAGUAUGAUUCUGGAGUGGAUAGUUUUUCGGGGCCUACAAAGUACAUCAUUUGGAGCAAUCGCAUGAACACUCAUGUUUUGCCUGCGUAUGUUGUAAGCUUCAGAGUUUCUUCCUUCAAAGGGAUGGAGAAGAGUGAAGAAGAACCUUUGAGACCUACUUCGCCUUGGAUGCCAUUCCCAACUCUGAUUUCUGCGCUUUCCAAGGUUUUGCCUCCAUGUGAUAUUGCCCUCAUCUCCAAGUUCUACAAAGAUAAAAAAGACAAGAAGAUUUUACGACAUGAAUUGAUACAAAGAGUGAGAGAAAUAGCUGGAGAUAAGUUGCUAGUUGCGGCCAUCAAAUCUUAUAGAGACAACAAGAAGAAACCAAGCUUUCUACAAUCAAGGUCAAAGAAUGGCUUAGCAACGAGGAUAAAAUAACUUUCUUCACACGAGUUCUUUUUCUUGGGUUGACAUAAUACUAAAUACCCAAACUUACAAGGAGGACACACAAAACUGCUUUAAAAGCAGUGUGGCAUAUUUGACUAGGCCUUUUUUUAAAAAAAAUUCUAUUUUUUGAGGUCGAUGUAGCAUAGGAGAAGGAAUCUUUUUUUUUUUUCUUGUUUUCUUUUUCUCGUUGCCACUUGCCAGUGGGAAUGAUGUCCUCCGUGAAUAAGGAUAUAUACAUGUAGGCUCUCAUGGACACAUUGACCCACCCCAAUGCACUGUCCCUAAAAUUGUACAUAGUAAUUUUGUUGCUUCUUCUUUUUCUCUUGAGAUAUAUUAUUUCCUCACACA